AUGGCAACGACGAACGGAAACUUUCCGGUUCUUGAUGGGAGAAAUUACGAUCAGUGGAGUAUGAAGAUGAAGGCGAUCCUCGGUUAUCAAGAUGUGUGGGAUCUGGUGGUGAACGGACUUGAUCUGUUGCCGGUGAAUCCAACCACUGCGCAACAAGCGAUAUAUAGAGAUGCGAAGAAGAAGGAUUGCAAAGGUUUGUGCAUUCUGCAUCAGUGUGUGAAUCAAGAAAUUUUUGAGAAAAUUGCGAGAACGGAGACGAGCAAAGCGGCGUGGGAUGUUCUCGCGAGCUCCUAUGCCGGUGAUCAGAAAUUGAAGAAAGUACGGCUUCAAACUCUAAGGCGACAAUAUGAAUUGCUAGGCAUGGAAGAGAGUGAGACAAUUGCUACUUAUUUCACUCGUGUUCAAACCAUGACAAAUCAAAUGCAAUCGUGUGGUGAAACUCUGUCUGAUGAGAAGAUUGUUGAGAAGAUAUUACGAUCGAUGCAUUCGCGAUUUGAUCAUGUCACGGUAGCGAUUCAAGAAUCGAAGGAUCUAUCAACACUAAAAUUGGAGGAGCUUCAAGGAUCACUUGAAGCACAUGAACAACGAAUGAAUGAGAGGAAGUCUGUGAAGCCUAGCACUGAACAAGCACUCAUGGCAGAAAGUGGAAACAGAAGUCGUGACAGUCAAGGAGGACGUGGCAGAAGUAGAAACAAUUACAGAGGAGGAAAAGGCAGAGGUAACAAUUGUAACUCAAACUUUGGUAGAGGAAACUCUAGUAAUAAUUACAAUAGUGAACAAAAGAACAAUAACAGUGAAAAUUAUAGAAGAAGAGGUGGAAGAGGUGGUAGAGGAAGAGGUGGAAGAGGAGGAAGAAAAACUUAUAAGAGUCACAUUCAAUGCUAUAAUUGUGAGACAUACGAUCAUUUUGCCGAUGAAUGCUAUAGUAAUCCAAGCCACACUAAUGCAAGAUUGGCUCAAGAAGAAGAUGAGAAGGAGGAAAUUCUGUUAAUGGCAGUAGAGGAGGAAAUUGGUGAUGAUGGAGUGGAAGAAAUAAGAAAGGAGAAAGUAGAUAUAGAAGAAGUGUUAUUAUGGUGA
Molecule: messenger RNA, 1077 nt
Organism: Glycine soja
Lineage: Eukaryota; Viridiplantae; Streptophyta; Magnoliopsida; Fabales; Fabaceae
Exons: 1
Coding region: 1-1077 (358 amino acids)
Source: RefSeq, a predicted model, not a curated record